This is a messenger RNA of Ylistrum balloti, 7564 nucleotides long. Its product is annotated as beta-1,3-galactosyl-O-glycosyl-glycoprotein beta-1,6-N-acetylglucosaminyltransferase-like. NCBI's taxonomy places the organism in Eukaryota, Metazoa, Mollusca, Bivalvia, Pectinida, Pectinidae. The transcript has 3 exons. The coding region runs from base 678 to 2012 and encodes 444 amino acids. Gene Ontology annotation, molecular function: acetylglucosaminyltransferase activity. The record is from RefSeq and is a predicted model, not a curated record. Gene Ontology annotation, cellular component: membrane.
CAAGAUGAGGAAAAUGUCUAAAUACUGACGGGAGAUUGCCAUACGCUCACUUUAAUUAGGCGCAAAAAGUCAGAUAAUAGAAUCAGUAUAGGAAAAUUAAUACAGAGUGUUACGAUUGUAGGCAGGGGCGAGUGAGCGGAGAAAUCGGUAAUUAUGCACAGAGGGACACAGUACACUCUGGUGUGAAAAGAAACCAUGUGUCUCUCGUACUAUCACGUCAGAACCAGGCUGGAUGAUUACGACUACGUCAUGACUACAAAGCUGGCGAAAUCAAUACCCACCCUCAGUCGACAUCUAAAAUGGUACUGGAGAUACAUCGCUGAAUUCAAAACCAUAAUGUCUUCGUCUGGUAACCGAUUCUUCAUCAUGUGUAUCUAAAAUUAAAUGAUACAGGUUCGAAUUUACCAUUCUGUAUCAUGUAUAGAAGCUGACUCGUGUGUUCUGGUUUGGCAAACGUGAGAGCAUCGCAACUACACGGUGAUAUAAAUCCUACUGGAAACAGAUCAAUACCGCAUUUCAGAAGCACGUUCUAUCCAUGUGUAUGUGUAUGCCAAGCUUGUGAAUAGAAGAUAGAAGUGGUCAGUGCUAGACUUCAACGGUUCCUGUGUUUGGAAGCAUGAGCCAAAAUCAUACUUUCAUGAGGAGAGGAAUUUAGCGGAUAAGACAUCGUCUACAAUAUGUGGAAAAGAAGGAAACUGAAAAUCGUAAGCUUACUUAUCAGCAUUGGUUUAGUACUAACACUCUGGAUUCAAAGUAAUGAGGUUCUUGAUAACCAAUAUCUGCCUCAGAAUGUGUCUUCCUGGAAAGAUUUCCCGUCGCUGCACGUGAGCAUAAACAAUCUCCAUGGACUAAAACGACAAGUAUUUACUGUAGAUUGUGCUAAGGUAAUAGAAGGGGAUAAGGCGGAAACUGAGAAAGCAAAACACGUGAAUUUUGCAGAUAUAAAGAACAUAACUAUACCUGACAAUAUGUAUAUUGAAAUGACAAAAGACUGUGCUAAAUUUAAACGUGACCGAGGUUAUAUGGGUCUUGAAACUCUUUCAUAUGAGGAAAGAAAUUUUCCAAUCGCUUUCAGUAUUCUCCUCUACAAGGAUGUCGAUCAGUCUGAGCGAUUGUUACGGGCUAUAUACAGACCGAGUAAUAUAUAUUGUUUACAUAUAGAUUUAAGUGCAAAACAUGUUGUUCAUGAAGCAGUCCGGUCAAUAGCGAGAUGUUUCGACAAUGUCUUCAUCAGUUCAAAGCUAGAGGACGUGGUAUAUGAAGGAAUGUCAAGGCUGACCGCUGACCUUAACUGUAUGAGUGAUUUAUUAGCAGCCAAACUACAAUGGAAAUACUUCAUCAAUUUACCUAGUCAGCAAUUUCCUUUAAAAACAAACAGAGAAUUGGUGAAAAUUCUUCGUUUGUAUAAUGGUGCUAACGAUAUAGAAGGCAUCACCAAGCCUGGCCGAAUGAUGCGUGGAAGGUAUCGAACAAAGUUCAUUUUAGUUGGCAAAACUCUUCACAACACUGGCAAGAAGAAAGAAAAUCCUCCCCAUAACAUUUCUGUUGUGAAGGGAAGUGCUUAUGGUGUAUUCAGUAGAAAGUUUGUGGAUUUUAUAUUAAACGAUCAAAAAUCGAAAGACAUGUUACAGUGGCUGGGGGAGGUAAAGAGCCCUGAUGAGUAUUACUGGGCGACGCUUAACCAUGAUAAAAACAUCGAUGCCCCAGGGGGCUAUAAAGGUGUUCCAGACAAUAAACCCUGGUUAGCUACCUAUGCUAUCUGGGGUGGCGUGAGUGCUUGUCACGGCAGAUUUGUGAGAGGUGUAUGUGUUUUCGGAGCUGGGGACCUUCAAGAACUUGUUUCACGCAAAGAGAUGUUUGCCAAUAAGUUCUAUUACGACUACCAGCCUAUGGCACUCGCCUGUAUGGAAGAAUGGUUGCAAAACAAGACUUACGCUGGACUACCGUUCGAAACUUAUUACUAUAAAAACUUACCAUUUCUUAUACCUGAUGAAAAAAAACGACAGUAUUAAGAGGAUUUAAAGUUUGUGUACGAUUGUUAAGUAUUAUGUUAUUCUAACGUUAUUUGAAGGUAUCGGUGCGAACUUCUAAGAAGUUUUUUUUAUAUUCGGUGCUCUCUGGAAUUAUUUUUUUACAACGAAGUUAAAAGAGAAAGCUUUCCACCAAAAUAUAUGAUAAGAGCGAUGUUUUCAAUUUUCCUAUUGUUAAUUUUCCAUUUUGGAAUAGAAACACGUCUGCAUCCCCAUGUUAUAAUAUUUACAUGUCGAAAAUUAUUAUCACAAUUUAGUGCAAGAUGGCGGCAACUGAAGGACAUAAUCACAAUACAGAGUAUAGAGAGCUGAUGAAGUACGGUUUUCUUAAUGAUCAUUCGGGAAUGUGAUGUAACCGGACUGACAACGAUUUAUGUGGCGGGUAUCGUCAAAGAACAAAAGACGCUUCUCAUUCUGGAACAUUAAGUCUCAUUUUCUUUGUUCUUUUCCAGGACAAUCGUUCUUAUGUUCAUAUUUUGCCGUUUUUAAUCUAACUUGGAUUAAGAUUCAGUAGACAUAUUGGAUUAAAGAAAAUAAUAGCUUCGAAAACUUUAUUAAUGUGAACUGAAAUAUGUCUCCCUUUUAGGUUGAAUUGUGAAUUUAACAAAAAUGUACGUGCGUAUUGGAAUCCUAUCUGUCUGGAAACAUUGUUGAUGGCUGCGACCAUGGACGUCAACGAUAUAUAUAAUAGACAUAGAUUAUUAACCCUGUCGUUUAAACUUAGUUCAACACGGCGUGGUUUAAACUAACUUCAUAAAGCAAUCAGAAUCAGUUAUAACAUAUGUAAUAUCGGAAAUUACGUGCGUUACGUGUCUAUUACUUUAGAGAGGAUUGAGCUGGAAUUUAAACAGACAGCAAGUCAUACUUCUGAUGCGGUCAGGUCCUAAUGUUUUAAGCAUAGGGCACCAUGAGUUUUAGACAUAUGAGUAACACAUUAAUCGGUAGUUCUUUUUGAAACCCUCUGAUUCUGAAGGCCUAAGAGAACGGAAAUGGAUCAAAUCUGUGAAAAAAAAGUUCUAGAAUUUCAUAAGCACUAAGUACAUCCACAAGACAUUUUUCUGAAGUUUUUACAUGUUUUUUUUUACAAUAAAACGCUGUUUCGUAAGUUACAAUUAAGUGACGUGAAGUAUUCGAUAAAAAUGGCGGGAAUAUACGAAGAAACGACCCAUGCACGGAAGAAUAUUUGGCGCGAAAGUACGUGACAGUCAAAUCAAUAAAUUGGCGGUAUCAAACGGGAGAAAAUAUUUGUCUAGGUUUCGGGUAUCUCUCCCAAAAAAAUCCUGAAUCUGGAAAGAAACCAUACUGUAGAUGUUGGGGCAAGGAAUGCCUUGCAACUGUGACUUUUGUCUUGUUUCACAUCGGUAAUACAGAUGCUGAUAUGAAAAUAUUUCCUGUACCUAACAAAUGCGCAUAUGUUUUAAUGUUCGUUGUCAGCCAUCCUCGGCCGAAGGUGAAAAUCGCAACAUCGCUUAUCUAAACAGGCGAUAGUGCGAUUUUCACCUGGGCCGAGGAUGGGGUCAGCAGGCUGAUCGCAAUCAAUGUUAGGAAUCUAUUCUGUUCCGCUUUGAUAAUUUCGCCCUAGUAAUAAUGAGAAUGCAUCAAACGAAGAUGAGAAUGUUGAAGAACAUCAUUUACGGACGCGAGCAGCAGUUCUUCUACAAAUUCACCAUAAAAUGAAUCCAAGGAGACUGGUCAAGGACACGGAAAGAUGAGCGGUUUCUAAGUCGCUUGAUUAAUUACAGAAGAACAGCAGUGUUCACCGCUAAAGAAAACAUUUAUAUCUUGGGAGGAAGAGAAACGAUCUUCAUUGAUAGAACAUUAAAAUUCUUUCCUGUUCUCUACACGUAGUUCAUAACCGUCUGUGGUAAACACUCCGGACAAGUACUUUGUUCUUGCACUAGUUAUUGCGUUCUCGAUGGAAAACCUUUGGGAUAUUAUCUUCUUCUACAUGAAGUUAGUUCCAUUUAUGAAUGGUCAGCAAGACAAAUUCUGAGCGUUCGACUACAGCGGGCGGAAGAAGCUUACGUCAUUGGUUUUCUUAUUUUUACGUUCAAUAAUUGAUUAUAAGGCAGUGGUUAAUUCGGUUACUUAAUUCAAGUUUCCUUUUGACGACAAAACAGUAAAACUAGGCAACCAAAGCGCUAUUUAAUUUCAAAAGAAUUUCAAAUGUAAUUUUGGUCACUACCUUUUUCAUUUCAUACAGUGUGUAUGUUUUAUAAAUGAUUCCACUAUGAACAGCUACCAUGGCAAGCUAGUUAGACUUGUAAAUAAACCACAAAGACUCAAUAUGAAUUGAAAUUGGCUGUUUUUAUUAACGACAUUUAUAUAUAUACAUAUAUACAUAUGUCUAUUUACUACAAGUUACGUUGUAGCUGACCUUUCAUGUUACUAUUUCUUGUCACGGUUCAGUAUUAUUGGCACGUAGGCUGGACAGUUGUCAACGACUAAGACCGUAUAGGAUUUAUUUUAUGUUUUCUCUGUAUGUUAACAUGUUCUAUGUUCUGCUUUCUCCUCUCUUUCGGACAGGCCUUUCAUCAGUCAACGCUACGCCACUGGGUUUCAAUACGGAUGCUGUGAUAAAUAAGAUGAAACGCAUUUAUAUGUGUUCCAUCGCAUUUCCUGCAUUAUCUGACGAGACUAUGCGGCGUGGUGUUAUCUUGUCUUUUUUGUCAGUGUUAGUACUAACGAUAUAACUAUUCUUAGUGCUAAUUGUCAGGGUUUAGGUGAUAGACUCAAAAGAAAAGACAUCUUCACAUAUCUAAAAAAUCAAUCGUAUAAUAUUUUUGUCUGCAAGACACGCAUUUUUCUAAGGAGAAAGAACAUCUUUUUAGAAGUGAGUGGGGUACAAAAUGUUUUUUAACUCUUACAAAUCUAACGAUAAAUAACAAUUUUGAGUUUAAAGUUCAUAAAGAAAAGAGGGAUAACACGGGGAAUUUUUUAGCUUUGGAUAUUACCAUUAAAAGUUCAAGACUGACUCUUAUUACUAUAUAUGGUCCGAACCAGGAUAACCCAGACUUUUAUAAUAUCAUUUCCGAUACUAUUGAUGAUUUCGAAAACAAUUCGAUGAUAUUAUGUGGUGAUUUUAAUUUAGUGUUAAACCCAGAGUUUGAUUAGGAUAAUAACUAUAAGAAUAUAAAUAACCCAAAAGCUAGGCAUAAGGUCUCAUCGAUAUUUUUCGAGAACAGCACGAGAAUUGUAAAAGAUAUACCUGGAGAAUGAGCAACCCAGUAAAACAAGCCAGGCUAGAUUUUUUCCUGCUUUCUUCUAUUAAGAAUUCUUUUAUAGACCCAGGGUAUAAAUCAGACCACUCCUUUCCUAAAAUUGAAAUAGAAUUCAACAAGUUUAAGAGAGGGAAGGGCUUUGGAAAAUUAAUAUCUCAUUGCUUCAAGAUAUAGAAUAUCUCAGUACUAUAAAUUCUCUUAUUAAUAAAGUUAAAAUGCAGUACUGUUUACCUGUUUAUAACUUUGAUAAUCUUUUAGAAAUAUCGGAUGCUGACUUAUAAUUUACUGUUAAUGACCAGUUAUUUUUGGAAGUUCUUUUAAUGGAAAUAAGGGGGAAGACGAUAGCAUAUUCGAGUUUGUUAAGAAGCAGCGAAAUCUCAGGGAAGAAAACUUUAAGAAAACUAUAAAAGAAUUACAAGAUAGGGAUAAUGUUGAUUUAAAUGACUUAGAAGAUAAGAAAAAAGAACUUGAAGCAAUGAGAUUACAUAAUAUAAGGGGUAAUAUUAUUAGAUCAAGGGCAAAAUGGUAAAACAGACAAAGUGAAAAAAAAUGUUAUAACUUAAGAAUACUUAGAGGGGGGUUUGAAAAUGGUAAAUAUUAAUUAUUUUAUAGAUGCUCUAAAAUUAGGAUGGAUGAAGAGAUUUUUUUUGAAGUUCACAAUUUAGAAAGUGGCAAGUUAUACUUAAGAGUUUUUUUAAUGUUGACUAUAUUAUAAAUUGUGGAACUGAUUAUUCACAUAUGUGUCAAAGAGCGAGCAAAAAUUUAUUUUGGUGUGAUGUCUUAAAAGCAUGGAAAAAACCAUUGAACUCUGACUCUCUAAAGGGCAGACAACUCUCUUUGUUGAAAACACCUGUUUGGUAUAAUCCUAAUAUAACUAUUGGUGGAAAGUCUACUUUUUACCAUAAUUGGUUCGUUAAGGGCAUUAGAGUGGUUAACGAUUUGCUGAAAACUACAAAUCCUGUCACUUUUUACUCUUAUCAGGAAUUUUCACAGAAAUACAGUGUAUUUACAAAUUUUCUUCAUUUCCAAGGUAUUAUCAACUCUGUGAAAUUAUUCAUUACUGGCAAACCUAUUGAUCAGGACACACAUCUUUUACUCCCCUUCAUUCCUUUGAACAUAGAGCCUUUCUUCAAUAAAGCUUAAGGAACAAAACAUUUAUAUAAUAUUUUAUCAAAGAAUGAUGAAAUUCCAACUGGGAGAAAAAAAUGGGCUAAUGAUUUUCACUUUGAUAAUUCUGACUGGGCAAAUAUUUUUUCAUUACCUUUUAAAAUAACAAAAGAUUCAAAACUUCAGUGGUUCCAGUAUAGGAUUUUACAUAAUAUGCUGACAACUAAUUCAAUACUUUUCAAGGCAAACAUAGUGUUAAGCCCUCUUUGUAUAUUUUGCAAAUCAGAGUCCGAGACCAUAUCUCACAUAUUCUGGGAAUGUCAAAAAGUACAAAACUUACUACAGAGUCUUGGGACACUUUUAGAUGCUUUUUAAAUUCCUUUUACUAUUAAUAAACAAUCUUUAAUAUUUGGUUUUUGGCCAAUUAGACACGAAUUUAGUAGAAUAGAUAAUGAAAUUAACAUCAUCAUUAAACACUAUAUUUAUAAAACUAGAUGUUUUGAUACCACAUUAAACAUACAUUCACUAAUAAACUCUUUCAAGGACCACCAUAAUGUCCAAAAGUAUAUAGCAAUAAAAAAAAAGGGUGGUACUUUUCUUGAUAAUUUUAACAAAGAAUGGGGAAAAUGGAAAAAGAUUCUAAUUUUUUAAUAAGAAUAGAAAUAUAUUAUCAACCUAACUCUGACAGUUGGGCUCACUUUAAUUUUUUAUUUUCUUAUUAAGUAAUGCUGUAGUCAAUUUUAAUCUCAAUUAGUUUCUACCUUUGUUGCUGGAAGGUCUGUCUAUCUGUCUCUACCUUACCCUAACUGAUGACUCUUACACAGGUUUGAUAUUUCUCAUUAUACUUCAGGGUGUUUGUUUUGUCUUUGUAUAUGUCUUUGUUGUCUAACUUGUCAAUAUAUCUCCCUCCCUCUGUCUGUCUGUCUUGUCUUGUUUUGUCUUGUCUUGUCUUGUUUUGUCUUGUCUUGUCUGUGUGUCUGCUACUUGUAACUGUCCACGUAUGUCUCUAUUCUUUUCUGUCAUAUAACAUGACACAGACAUUAUUGAAUAUUCACUUCACUUUAAUUUCAUUAAAACAUGUAUGAUCAUCGGGGUGUGAACGUAUGUAAGCAAGGAAUAUAUAGGCUGACUAGUAUGAAUGUGGCUGAUUAAUAUAAAAUGUCUAUGCAUGUUUAGAAAACUGGAAUAAAUGAUCUUUUUUCUGUA